Messenger RNA from Penaeus indicus, 9126 nucleotides. Its product is annotated as mucin-4-like. The coding region runs from base 1 to 9126 and encodes 3041 amino acids. Lineage: Eukaryota; Metazoa; Arthropoda; Malacostraca; Decapoda; Penaeidae. The transcript has 15 exons. The record is from RefSeq and is a predicted model, not a curated record.
AUGACGGUACCUUGCAGUGACGUAACACUUGUCACUGCAUCAGGGAAUGACGCACUAUCUGUUGACGGUGUUGGUGCAUCAGUAGAUGUACCAGGCAGUGAUAUAAUACUUAUGACUGUACCUUGCAGUGACGUAACACUUGUCACUGCAUCAGGGAAUGACGCAACAUCUGUUGGUACACCUGGCAGUGUUAUAACACUUGUGACUGUACCAUAUACUGUUGUAACACUUGUAGCUGCACCAGGGAAUGAAAUAAAACCUGUGGCUGUACCAAGCAGUGAUGUAACACCUGUGACUGCAACAGGCACCUGUGUUACAGCUGUGAUUGUGCUAGGCACUGUUGGUACAUCAGUGGAUGUACCAGGCAGUGAUAUAACACUUACGACUGUACCUUGCAGUACCGUAACACUUGUAACUGCACCAGGGAAUGACGCAACAUCUGUUGGUACACCUGGCAGUGUUAUAACACUUGUGACUUUACCAUACACAGUUGUAACACUUGUAGCUGCACCAGGGAAUGAAAUAACACCUGUGACUGUACCAUGCAAGGUAGUUAAGUCUGUUACUGUACCAGGCAGUGAUAUAACACUUACGACUGUACCUUGUAGUGACGUAACACUUGUAACUGCCCCAGGGAAUGACGCAACAUCUGUUGGUACACCUGGCAGUGUUAUAACACUUGUGACUGUACCAUACACUGUUGUAACACUUGUAGCUGCACCAGGGAAUGAAAUAACACCUGUGCCUGUGCCAGGCAGAGAUGUUACACUUGUGACUGUACUAGGCAGUGAUGUUAUACCGGUGAAUGUACCGGGCAGUGAUAUGACACUUACGAUGGUACCUUGCAGUGACGUAACACUUGUAACUGCCCCAGGGAAUGACGCAACAUCUGUUGGUACACCUGGCAGUGUUAUAACACUUGUGACUGUGCCAUACACUGUUGUAACACUUGUAGCUGCACCAGGGAAUGAAAUAACACUUGUGCCUGUACCAAGCAGUGAUGUAACACCUGCGACUGCAACAGGCACCUGUGUUACAGCUGUGAUUGUGCUAGGCGGUGUUGGUACAUCAGUGGAUGUACCAGGCAGUGAUAUAACACUUACGACUGUACCUUGCAGUGACGUAACACUUGUAACUGCCCCAGGGAAUGACGCAACAUCUGUUGGUACACCUGGCAGUGUUAUAACACUUGUGACUGUACCAUACACUGUUGUAACACUUGUAGCUGCACCAGGGAAUGAAAUAACACCUGUGCCUGUGCCAGGCAGAGAUGUUACACUUGUGACUGUACUAGGCAGUGAUGUUAUACCGGUGAAUGUACCGGGCAGUGAUAUGACACUUACGAUGGUACCUUGCAGUGACGUAACACUUGUAACUGCCCCAGGGAAUGACGCAACCUCUGUUGGUACACCUGGCAGUGUUAUUACACUUGUGACUGUACCAUAUACUGUUGUAACACUUGUAGCUGCACCAGGGAAUGAAAUAACACCUGUGCCAGUGCCAGGCAAAGAUGUUACACUUGUGACUGUACUAGGCAGUGAUGUUAUACCGGUGAAUGUACCGGGCAGUGAUAUGACACUUACGAUGGUACCUUGCAGUGACAUAACACUUGUCACUGCAUCAGGGAAUGACACAACAUCUGUUGGUACACCUGGCAAUGUUAUAACACUUGUGACUGUACCAUACACUGUUGUAACACUUGUUGCUGCUCCAAGGAAUGUGGUUAUACCACCUGUGACUGUUCCAGGCACUGAUGUAACACUUGUGACUACACCAGGGAAUGAUGUAACACCUGGCAGUGAUAUAACACUAGUUACAGUGCCAUGUAAUGAUGUAACACUUGUAAUUGCACCAGGAAAUGAUGUAACACCUGGCAGUGAUAUAACACUAGUUACAGUGCCAUGUAAUGAUGUAACACUUGUGACUGCAUCAGGAAAUGAUGUAACACCUGUGACUGUUCCAGGCAGCAGUGAUGUUGCACCUGUGUCUGUUCCAGACACUGAUGUUACACCUGUGACUGUUCCAGGCAGCAGUGAUGUUGCACCUGUGACUGUUCCAGUCAGUGAUGUUAGAACUGUGACUGUUCCAGGCAGUAAUGUUGCACCUGUGACUGUUCCAGGCAGUGAUGUUGCACCUGUGGGUGUUCCAGGCAGUGAUAUAACACUUACGACUGUACCUUGUAGUGACGUAACACUUGUAACUGCCCCAGGAAAUGACGCAACAUCUGUUGGUACACCUGGCAGUGUUAUAACACUUGUGACUGUACCAUACACUGUUGUAACACUUGUAGCUGCACCAGGGAAUGAAAUAACACUUGUGCCUGUACCAAGCAGUGAUGUAACACCUGCGACUGGAACAGGCACCUGUGUUACAGCUGUGAUUGUGCUAGGCGGUGUUGGUACAUCAGUGGAUGUACCAGGCAGUGAUAUAACACUUACGACUGUACCUUGCAGUGACGUAACACUUGUAACUGCCCCAGGAAAUGACGCAACAUCUGUUGGUACACCUGGCAGUGUUAUAACACUUGUGACUGUACCAUACACUGUUGUAACACUUGUAGCUGCACCAGGGAAUGAAAUAACACCUGUGCCUGUGCCAGGCAGAGAUGUUACACUUGUGACUGUACUAGGCAGUGAUGUUAUACCGGUGAAUGUACCGGGCAGUGAUAUGACACUUACGAUGGUACCUUGCAGUGACAUAACACUUGUCACUGCAUCAGGGAAUGACACAACAUCUGUUGGUACACCUGGCAAUGUUAUAACACUUGUGACUGUACCAUACACUGUUGUAACACUUGUUGCUGCUCCAAGGAAUGUGAUUGUACCACCUGUGACUGUUCCAGGCACUGAUGUAACACUUGUGACUACACCAGGGAAUGAUGUAACACCUGGCAGUGAUAUAACACUAGUUACAGUGCCAUGUAAUGAUGUAACACUUGUAACCGCACCAGGAAAUGAUGUAACACCUGGCAGUGAUAUAACACUAGUUACAGUGCCAUGUAAUGAUGUAACACUUGUAACUGCAUCAGGAAAUGAUGUAACACCUGUGACUGUUCCAGGCACUGAUGUUGCACCUGUGUCUGUUACAGACAGUGAUGUUGCACCUGUGUCUGUUCCAGGCAGCAGUGAUGUUGCACCUGUGACUGUUCCAGGCACUGAUGUUGGAUCUGUGACUGUUCCAGGCACUGAUGUUGCACCUGUGACUAUUCCAGGCAGUGAUGUUGCACCUGUGACUGUUCCAGGCAGUGAUGUUGCACCUGUGACUGUUCCAGGCACUGAUGUUGGAUCUGUGACUGUUCCAGGCACUGAUGUUGCACCUGUGACUGUUCCAGGCAGCAGUGAUGUUGCACCUGUGUCUGUUCCAGGCACUGAUGUUACACCUGUAACUGUUCCAGGCAGCAGUGAUGUUGCAUCUGUGUCUGUUCCAGGCAGUGAUAUUACACCUGUGACUGUUCCAGGCAGCAGUGAUGUUGCACCUGUGACUGUUCCAGUCAGUGAUGUUAGAACUGUGACUGUUCCAGGCAGUAAUGUUGCACCUGUGACUGUUCCAGGCAGUGAUGUUGUACCUGUGGGUGUUCCAGGCAGUGAUAUAACACUUACGACUGUACCUUGUAGUGACGUAACACUUGUAACUGCCCCAGGAAAUGACGCAACAUCUGUUGGUACACCUGGCAGUGUUAUAACACUUGUGACUGUACCAUACACUGUUGUAACACUUGUAGCUGCACCAGGGAAUGAAAUAACACCUUGUGCCUGCACCUGUGUUACAGCUGUGAUUGUGCUAGGCGGUGUUGGUACAUCAGUGGAUGUACUAGGCAGUGAUAUAACACUUACGACUGUACCUUGCAGUGACGUAACACUUGUAACUGCCCCAGGAAAUGACGCAACAUCUGUUGGUACACCUGGCAGUGUUAUAACACUUGUGACUGUACCAUACACUGUUGUAACACUUGUAGCUGCACCAGGGAAUGAAAUAACACCUGUGCCUGUGCCAGGCAAAGAUGUUACACUUGUGACUGUACUAGGCAGUGAUGUAAUACCGGUGAAUGUACCGGGCAGUGAUAUGACGCUUACGAUGGUACCUUGCAGUGACAUAACACUUGUCACUGCAUCAGGGAAUGACACAACAUCUGUUGGUACACCUGGUAAUGUUAUAACACUUGUGACUGUACCAUACACUGUCGUAACACUUGUUGCUGCUCCAAGGAAUGUGAUUGCACCACCUGUGACUGUUCCAGGCACUGAUGUUACACCUGUCACUGUUCCAGGCACUGAUGUUACACCUGUCACUGUUCCAGGCACUGAUGUAACACCUGUCACAGUUCCAGGCACUGAUGUUACACCUGUCACUGUUCCAGGCACUGAUGUUACACCUGUCACUGUUCCAGGAUCUGUUGUUACACCUGUCACUGUUUCAGGCACUGAUGUUACACCUGUGGCUGUUUCAGGCACUGAUGUUACACCUGUGGCUGUUUCAGGCACUGAUGUUACACCUGUAACUGUUCCAGGCACUGAUGUUAUACCUGUAACUGUUCCAGUCAGUGAAGUUAGAACUGUGACUGUACCAGGCACUGAUGUUACACCUGUGACUGUUUCAGGCACUGAUGUUACACCUGUAACUGUUCCAGGCACUGAUGUAACACCUGUAACUGUUCCAGUCAGUGAUGUUAGAACUGUGACUGUUCCAGGCAGUAAUGUUGCACCUGUGACUGUUCCUGACAGUGAUGUUGUACCUGUGUCUGUUCCAGGCAGUGAUGUUGCCCCUGUGACUGUUCCUGGCAGUGAUGUUGCACCUGUGACUGUUCCAGGCAGCAGUGAUGUUGCCCCUGUGACUGUUCCUGGCAGUGAUGUUGCACCUGUGACUGUUCCAGGCAGCAGUGAUGUUACACCUGUAUCUGUUCCAGGCAGCAGUGAUGUUGCAUCUGUGUCUGUUCCAGGCAGUGAUAUUACACCUGUGACUGUUCCAGGCAGCAGUGAUGUUGCCCCUGUGACUGUUCCUGGCAGUGAUGUUGCACCUGUGACUGUUCCAGGCAGCAGUGAUGUUGCAUCUGUGUCUGUUCCAGGCAGUGAUAUUACACCUGUGACUGUUCCAGGCAGUGAUGUUGCACCUGUGACUGUUCCAGUCAGUGAUGUUAGAACUGUGACUGUUCCAGGCAGUAAUGUUGCACCUGUGACUGUUCCAGGCAGUGAUGUUGUACCUGUGGGUGUUCCAGGCAGUGAUAUAACACUUACGACUGUACCUUGUAGUGACGUAACACUUGUAACUGCCCCAGGAAAUGACGCAACAUCUGUUGGUACACCUGGCAGUGUUAUAACACUUGUGACUGUACCAUACACUGUUGUAACACUUGUAGCUGCACCAGGGAAUGAAAUAACACCUGUGAGUGUACCAAGCAGUGAUGUAACACCUGCGACUGGAACAGGCACCUGUGUUACAGCUGUGAUUGUGCUAGGCGGUGUUGGUACAUCAGUGGAUGUACUAGGCAGUGAUAUAACACUUACGACUGUACCUUGCAGUGACGUAACACUUGUAACUGCCCCAGGAAAUGACGCAACAUCUGUUGGUACACCUGGCAGUGUUAUAACACUUGUGACUGUACCAUACACUGUUGUAACACUUGUAGCUGCACCAGGGAAUGAAAUAACACCUGUGCCUGUGCCAGGCAAAGAUGUUACACUUGUGACUGUACUAGGCAGUGAUGUAAUACCGGUGAAUGUACCGGGCAGUGAUAUGACACUUACGAUGGUACCUUGCAGUGACAUAACACUUGUCACUGCAUCAGGGAAUGACACAACAUCUGUUGGUACACCUGGUAAUGUUAUAACACUUGUGACUGUACCAUACACUGUCGUAACACUUGUUGCUGCUCCAAGGAAUGUGAUUGCACCACCUGUGACUGUUCCAGGCACUGAUGUUACACCUGUCACUGUUCCAGGCACUGAUGUUACACCUGUCACUGUUCCAGGCACUGAUGUAACACCUGUCACAGUUCCAGACACUGAUGUUACACCUGUCACUGUUCCAGGCACUACUGAUGUUACACCUGUCACUGUUCCAGGAUCUGUUGUUACACCUGUCACUGUUUCAGGCACUGAUGUUACACCUGUGGCUGUUUCAGGCACUGAUGUUACACCUGUGGCUGUUUCAGGCACUGAUGUUACACCUGUAACUGUUCCAGGCACUGAUGUUAUACCUGUAACUGUUCCAGUCAGUGAAGUUAGAACUGUGACUGUACCAGGCACUGAUGUUACACCUGUGACUGUUUCAGGCACUGAUGUUACACCUGUAACUGUUCCAGGCACUGAUGUAACACCUGUAACUGUUCCAGUCAGUGAUGUUAGAACUGUGACUGUUCCAGGCAGUAAUGUUGCACCUGUGACUGUUCCUGGCAGUGAUGUUGUACCUGUGUCUGUUCCAGGCAGUGAUGUUGCCCCUGUGACUGUUCCUGGCAGUGAUGUUGCACCUGUGACUGUUCCAGGCAGUGAUGUUGCACCUGUGACUGUUCCAGUCAGUGAUGUUAGAACUGUGACUGUUCCAGGCAGUAAUGUUGCACCUGUGACUGUUCCAGGUAGUGAUGUUGCACCUGUGGGUGUUCCAGGCAGUGAAAUAACACUUACGACUGUACCUGACAAGGACGUAACACUUGUAACUGCCCCAGGGAAUGACGCAACAUCUGUUGGUACACCUGGCAGUGUUAUAACACUUGUGACUGUGCCAUACACUGUUGUAACACUUGUAGCUGCACCAGGGAAUGAAAUAACACUUGUGCCUGUACCAAGCAGAGAUGUAACACCUGUGACUGCAACAGGCACCUGUGUUACAGCUGUGAUUGUGCUAGGCGGUGUUGGUACAUCAGUGGAUGUACCAGGCAGUGAUAUAACACUUACGACUGUACCUUGCAGAGACAUAACACUUGUAACUGCCCCAGGGAAUGACGCAACAUCUGUUGGUACACCUGGCAGUGUUAUAACACUUGUGACUGUACCAUACACUGUUGUAACACUUGUAGCUGCACCAGGGAAUGAAAUAACACCUGUGCCUGUGCCAGUCAGAGAUGUUACACUUGUGACUGUACUAGGCAGUGAUGUUAUACCGGUGAAUGUACCGGGCAGUGAUAUGACACUUACGAUGGUACCUUGCAGUGACGUAACACUUGUAACUGCCCCAGUGAAUGACACAACAUCUGUUGGUACACCUGGCAGUGUUAUAACACUUGUGACUGUGCCAUACACUGUUGUAACACUUGUAGCUGCACCAGGGAAUGAAAUAACACUUGUGCCUGUACCAAGCAGUGAUGUAACACCUGCGACUGGCACAGGCACCUGUGUUACAGCUGUGAUUGUGCUAGGCGGUGUUGGUACAUCAGUGGAUGUACCAGGCAGUGAUAUAACACUUACGACUGUACCUUGCAGAGACAUAAUACUUGUAACUGCCCCAGGGAAUGACGCAACAUCUGUUGGUACACCUGGCAGUGUUAUAACACUUGUGACUGUACCAUACACUGUUGUAACACUUGUAGCUGCACCAGGGAAUGAAAUAACACCUGUGCCUGUGCCAGGCAGAGAUGUUACACUUGUGACUGUACUAGGCAGUGAUGUUAUACCGGUGAAUGUACCGGGCAGUGAUAUGACACUUACGAUGGUACCUUGCAGUGACGUAACACUUGUAACUGCCCCAGGGAAUGACGCAACAUCUGUUGGUACACCUGGCAGUGUUAUAACACUUGUGACUGUGCCAUACACUGUUGUAACACUUGUAGCUGCACCAGGGAAUGAAAUAACACUUGUGCCUGUACCAAGCAGUGAUGUAACACCUGCGACUGCAACAGGCACCUGUGUUACAGCUGUGAUUGUGCUAGGCGGUGUUGGUACAUCAGUGGAUGUACCAGGCAGUGAUAUAACACUUACGACUGUACCUUGCAGAGACAUAACACUUGUAACUGCCCCAGGGAAUGACGCAACAUCUGUUGGUACACCUGACAGUGUUAUAACACUUGUGACUGUACCAUACACUGUUGUAACACUUGUAGCUGCACCAGGGAAUGAAAUAACACCUGUGCCUGUGCCAGGCAGAGAUGUUACACUUGUGACUGUACUAGGCAGUGAUGUUACACCGGUGAAUGUACCGGGCAGUGAUAUGACACUUACGAUGGUACCUUGCAGUGACGUAACACUUGUAACUGCCCCAGUGAAUGACGCAACCUCUGUUGGUACACCUGGCAGUGUUAUAACACUUGUGACUGUGCCAUACACUGUUGUAACACUUGUAGCUGCACCAGGGAAUGAAAUAACACUUGUGCCUGUACCAAGCAGUGAUGUAACACCUGCGACUGGCACAGGCACCUGUGUUACAGCUGUGAUUGUGCUAGGCGGUGUUGGUACAUCAGUGGAUGUACCAGGCAGUGAUAUAACACUUACGACUGUACCUUGCAGAGACAUAACACUUGUAACUGCCCCAGGGAAUGACGCAACAUCUGUUGGUACACCUGGCAGUGUUAUAACACUUGUGACUGUACCAUACACUGUUGUAACACUUGUAGCUGCACCAGGGAAUGAAAUAACACCUGUGCCUGUGCCAGGCAGAGAUGUUACACUUGUGACUGUACUAGGCAGUGAUGUUAUACCGGUGAAUGUACCGGGCAGUGAUAUGACACUUACGAUGGUACCUUGCAGUGACGUAACACUUGUAACUGCCCCAGUGAAUGACGCAACAUCUGUUGGUACACCUGGCAGUGUUAUAACACUUGUGACUGUGCCAUACACUGUUGUAACACUUGUAGCUGCACCAGGGAAUGAAAUAACACUUGUGCCUGUACCAAGCAGUGAUGUAACACCUGCGACUGGCACAGGCACCUGUGUUACAGCUGUGAUUGUGCUAGGCGGUGUUGGUACAUCAGUGGAUGUACUAGGCAGUGAUAUAACACUUACGACUGUACCUUGCAGAGACAUAACACUUGUAACUGCCCCAGGGAAUGACGCAACAUCUGUUGGUACACCUGGCAGUGUUAUAACACUUGUGACUGUACCAUACACUGUUGUAACACUUGUAGCUGCACCAGGGAAUGAAAUAACACCUGUGCCUGUGCCAGGCAAGGGAUGUUACACUUGUGACUGUACUAGGCAGUGA